Messenger RNA from Pseudozyma hubeiensis SY62, 2373 nucleotides. RefSeq lists its product as hypothetical. The transcript has a single exon. Lineage: Eukaryota; Fungi; Basidiomycota; Ustilaginomycetes; Ustilaginales; Ustilaginaceae. Gene Ontology annotation, molecular function: GTPase activator activity; protein binding. The record is from RefSeq and is a predicted model, not a curated record. Gene Ontology annotation, biological process: regulation of GTPase activity; regulation of actin cytoskeleton organization. Bases 1 to 2373 code for a protein of 790 amino acids. Gene Ontology annotation, cellular component: cell cortex.
AUGACGACCAUGGAGCAGUCUAGCAGCAUGACGAGCGAGGGCAGUGGAAGCCGCGAUCGUGGCCACAUGGUAGGCAAGAGGCUUACUGCUGCCAGCAUCGGCAACCGCAAUACCAACCGCUACUCUGUCACUGCCCUCUACUCGAUGGCGGCAGAGCAGGAUGUCGAAGUAGAGGAUGACCUCGCACGUGCUCAAAAGCGUCUCCGCGAACUUAAAGGCCGCAUCUCGGCGCAGUCCAAGAAGAACUUCGUGCUCGAACGAGACGUCCGCUAUCUCGACAGCCGCAUCGCCCUUCUCAUUGCAAACCGCAUGGCUCUCGACGAGCAGAGCGAAGUCGCCUCCACGCUCGAAGAGACCGACUCAACGGCUGUCGGCACUUCGCUGGACGACCGCAAGAUGCAGCAGUACGGCAACCUCUUCUUCCUCCUGCAGUCCGAGCCAAGACACAUUGCCGCACUCUGCCGCCUUGUCAGCUUGGCAGAGAUCGACACGCUCUUGCAGACCGUCAUGUUUACCCUCUACGGUAACCAGUACGAGAGCCGCGAAGAGCAUCUGCUCCUCACCAUGUUCCAGUCCGUCCUCUCCGCUCAAUUCGAGACCGCCACCGAGUUCGGAUCCCUUCUGCGUGCCAACACGCCCGUAUCACGCAUGAUGACCACCUACACUCGCCGUGGGCCCGGUCAGUCGUAUCUCAAGAGCGUCCUCGCCGAACGUAUCAACAGCCUCAUCGAGCACAAGGAUCUCAACCUCGAGGUCAACCCUCUCAAAGUCUACGAGCAGAUGAUCAACCAGAUCGAAGAGGACACUGGCAGCCUUCCCCCCAACCUCCCACGCGGUGUGCCAGCCGAAGUUGCAACCGAAAAUGCCGAUGUUCAGGCCAUCAUCGCUCCAAGACUCACCAUGCUCAUGGAGAUCGCCAACAGCUUCCUGCAAACCAUCAUCAACUCGAUCGACGAAGUGCCCUACGGCAUCCGAUGGAUCUGCAAGCAGAUUCGCAGUCUCACAAAACGCAAAUACCCUGACGCCACCGAGCUCGCCAUCUGCUCCCUCAUCGGGGGCUUCUUCUUCCUUCGUUUCAUCAAUCCGGCCAUCGUGACACCCCAGGCUUACAUGCUCGUCGAUGGGCCUCCUGCCAAGCAUCCUCGUCGUACCUUGACGCUCAUCGCCAAGAUGCUUCAGAACCUCGCCAACAAGCCAUCCUAUGCAAAGGAGCAGUACAUGAUGUCGCUCAACCCUUUCGUCGAGAACAACAAGGCUCGCAUGAACGCUUUCCUCAACGCUCUCUGCGACGUUGGCGACUUUCACGAGACACUUGAGAUGGAUCAAUACAUGGCGCUGUCCAAAAAGGAUCUUCAGAUUCAGAUCACGCUCAACGAGCUCUACAACACGCAUUCGCUCGUAGCUCAGCAUCUCGACAUUCUUGCCCCGAACGAUAAGCAUCAUCUUCGCAUCCUCAUCGACGAGCUCGCAGGCUCGCCAGGUCAAGUGCCGCGCAAAGAGAACCGGACAUUGGAUCUGCCCCUCUUCUCGCGGUGGGAGACACCCAUCCAGGACUUGACGACGGCCUUCAUGUCUGAGAACAAUGUGACGCAGAACGACAUCCUCUACAUGGAAACCAAGUCCAUCUUUGUCCAGCUUCUGCGUUCCAUACCGUCGCUCGCCGAGAAGCGACCCAUCAAUCUGCCCGUUAUCGCAGAGCGCGCCGCCACCACUAAGGAUGCAACGCUUGUUCGCAAGGGCAUCAAGGUCAAGGAGAUGCUGCGCGAGCUUGAAGAGCUCAAGGUGGUAGAUCGAAGGGACGGCUACAGCUUGAUGACGGAUGAAGUCGCUACCGAGCUGACCCACCUCGGCAACAUGCGGGAAAAGGUGAUGCAGGAGAUGCGCAGCCUCGAAGCCGUUUACAAGACCAUCUGCGAACACAACAACUACAUGCGCAGUCAGCUCGACACGUACAAGAGCUAUCUGCAAAACGUACGAAUGACCAGCGGCAGCGCCAAAGACAAGAGCGCCGGUGGUGUCGGCGUCAUUUCCGUCGGUGGCAAGGAGAAGAAGGCGCCCAAGACGCAGGCGUUGGGUCCCUAUCGCUUCACCCAUGCGCAGAUGGAGAAGGACGGCAUCAUUGUCGAGAGCAACGUGCCCGAGAACCGUCGUGCCAACAUCUAUUUCAACAUCACCUCGCCCUCGCCCGGUACCUUCAUCAUUGCUCUGCACUACAAGGGUAGGGAGAAGGCCAUCCUCGAGAUGGAUUUGAAGCUGGAUGAUCUGCUGGAAAAGCAGAAGGACGACGUUCAGCUGCUCGACCUGGAAUACGUGCAGCUGAAUGUCUCCAAGAUUCUUCAAUUGCUCAACAAGACGUUCACAAAGCGACGAUGA